GGGUGAGUUACAGGGGGGACACUUCGCUGCGCGGGUUCCCCGCCCCCCCCGCGGAACGAAACCGCGCUGCUGGAGCUGGCGCGGUUCGUCGCGCGCCCUGUGGUGAGCGCCAACAUGCAGCUGGGCUUCCUCGUGCGGAAGAGGCUCCAGGGACCUCCUUGCUGGCUUGGGCACAACCCGGACGUGACCGAACGGGACCUGGAGGAGGUGUUCCAAAUGCUGGACGGGGGAAGCAUGUUGGCCGGGACUUGCGAGCAGUUCGACGCCACGGUGCGCAUGUUCGCCGCAGAGCUGGGGUGGAGUAGGUUCGACGUGGACGGGCACGGCAGCUUCGAGCCGCGCACGGAGGAGACGAUCGCGGGCUACGAGAAGGCGCUGGCGAAACCAGGGAAGAGCAAGUUCCGGAACGGGGACCUGACGAGCAAGAAGCUCCGCCAGGACCUGCCGCCGGAGAUGCUCGCCGCCAUCCGCAACAUCAGCUCGUUGGACCGGCGACUGCACGACCGCGUGUCGGAGCGCCUCCUGGCCUACGCGCCGCCGGAGCUGGAGCUGUGAGCCCCGCGGACGCCCCCUCCCCCUGCCCCCACCCCGUCGCCGCCUGCGCAAAGUCGGGCACGGGGCCCCGAGACGGGGCUGCUCGCCGGCAGCCCCGCAGCGUCCGCCCGCGCCGCACCUCGGCGGCCGCGCCUGCGCGGCGCGUCCGGAGAGCGCCUCGGGGCCCUGUGCGGCCGCCGCCGCCGCCGCCGGAGCUGCGAGCCCAGCGGGGCGCCCGUCGCCC
Messenger RNA from Prorocentrum cordatum, 778 nucleotides. The record is from the annotation of a GenBank genome assembly. NCBI's taxonomy places the organism in Eukaryota, Dinophyceae, Prorocentrales, Prorocentraceae.